Molecule: messenger RNA, 847 nt
Organism: Acaulospora colombiana
Lineage: Eukaryota; Fungi; Glomeromycota; Glomeromycetes; Diversisporales; Acaulosporaceae
Source: the annotation of a GenBank genome assembly
UUCCGCCGCAACCUCACCGGUCGCUUCAGAGAAUUCUACCAACUCCACAGUUCAAACUCCCAUCUCUCUUCACUCGUCGCUAGCAACCUUGGAACAAUUUCUCCACUGUCCAAUCACAGCACUAGAGUGCCCGGUUUGUGGUCAUGAGUUCACGUCUUUUUCGCAGUUGUGUAAAAAUAGCAUUAUUGAGGAUUUCGUGAGGGAAUAUAGAGAAAUGAGAUUGUCGAUGAUUCAACUAUACACGUUAGGUCUUCAAGUCGAAAAUAAAGCACGCGAAGGAGAAGAAUCGAAGUCCGUGGCACCGCUCGUCACAAGAGUCGAUUCACAGAUAGACGCAUUAUCAUCACAACCUACAAAUCAAGAAUCCGACGUCUCAGAAAACUUAUCAAAACCCUUAUCACCUUUGUAUUCCAUGAAAAGAGAGAAUUCUAUUGAUCUGAAGAGGAGUAUGUCAAAUGACGAGGCGGAUGUUCCGGCCAAACGAAUAAAAGGCGAAAAUGAUGAAAUGGCAAUUCGUAGGAAUAAGGACAGUAUUAGUAACAAACCAAAGCCCGUGUAUUCUUUGAUCAAAGAUAAGAAAUUGAAAGAUAUGCUAAAGGACGAAGGAUUGCCUUUGAGUGGCAACAGGAGCGACUGGCAAAAACGGCAUGCAUAUUUUAUCCACUUAUGGAACUCAAAUGCUGACGCCACCAAACCUAAGACCAAGGAAGAGUUGAUAAGGGAGGUCAAAAAUUGGGAGAGGGCACAACAAAGCGGUGCCGCGAGGACUGCUAAUGAUGUUAAAAAGACUCUAAAUACGGAAGAAGAAAUAAAAUUUUAUGAUAUCCUUUUAUUUAUUCAAUGUUGA